Molecule: messenger RNA, 672 nt
Organism: Acaulospora morrowiae
Lineage: Eukaryota; Fungi; Glomeromycota; Glomeromycetes; Diversisporales; Acaulosporaceae
Source: the annotation of a GenBank genome assembly
AUGGAGGCUGAUUCCUUAUUCACACUUUCGAGUCAAAGAAAGCGGGAGCACCCCACGGAAUCUGAUAUAGAUCAAUUGGAGACAGAACGUGCCAAACGAAGAUAUGUUUCAGAGUUUCUAUCCUCCGAGCUGACUGCUUUAAGUCUUCAUGGCAAUGAAAAAAAAGAAGGACAGGUUGGUGUAAUGGAACUCGAUAUGGAUCAAUCUAUUGAGUCGGAUAAAACGGUAAUUUUUCCAGUUAGACGAAAGCACGUUGUUAUGGUCACAAAUCUUGACGCGGAAGCCACAGACACAGAGAUAAGUGAGGAUGAGGCGAAUGAAAAAACAACCUUACUUGUGCCUGGUGAAAUUAGAAGAUCGUUAAAGAAGAUACCACAGGAACUGUUGCUUCCGAAGACGGAAAAUCCGGUUCGAGCACUGGUAUUAUAUCAACGACCCCCAUGGUUACCAUUAGAGAGCACCAGUCAGAACAAGGAAAUUACACAUGAGCGACGCAUAUCGGACAUCAUGGAAAAUGGAAAAUUACCGACGAUCCCUGAAAAUCCGUUGUCUCCCGCGAUCGAAGUUGAAGAGAUGGAUGUGGAUGUGGAUGCCGAGAACGUUAUCAGGAAUUCAAAUGAUGGAUACUUGGGUGACGACGACGAGGAUGAUGUGGAUGAAAUGGAACUAUGA